Messenger RNA from Rangifer tarandus platyrhynchus (Svalbard reindeer), 321 nucleotides. The record is from the annotation of a GenBank genome assembly. NCBI's taxonomy places the organism in Eukaryota, Metazoa, Chordata, Mammalia, Artiodactyla, Cervidae.
AUGUCGGGAGCCCUACGGUUAGGCACAGAAAAGCAUAAGAAAGUAAAGGCUGCCUGUGAAGUAGGUGUUCUCUCCACGGCGGGAGUGUCACUGCUUCUAGGCCCCUUGGUGGACGGGGAGUGGCUCCUGACAGACCCCUGCAUUCACGUCUGCAUCCCUGUGUCUGUCCGUCUGCACGUACUGAAAUCUAGGCGUUCGCUCCUGUCUUCUGAUCCCAAACGGCCCCUCGGGGCUCAGUCUAGUGUUCCCGCUUUCCCUAUUCGUAACUCCUGUCUUCAGCGGUGGGGUGGAAUCUGCUCUGGUCUGUUCGGGCCGCUGUAA